Impatiens glandulifera is the source of this 2254-nucleotide messenger RNA. RefSeq names its product probable inactive receptor kinase At1g48480. Lineage: Eukaryota; Viridiplantae; Streptophyta; Magnoliopsida; Ericales; Balsaminaceae. Gene Ontology annotation, biological process: protein phosphorylation. Gene Ontology annotation, molecular function: ATP binding; protein binding; protein kinase activity. The coding region runs from base 117 to 2075 and encodes 652 amino acids. The transcript has 3 exons. The record is from RefSeq and is a predicted model, not a curated record.
CACUUUCUCUCUCUAAAAACUGUAAGAAUUCCAGAGAGAGAAACAAGAGAGAGAAUAAUAACACUGUUAUUUUGUACUCGCCAUGGAAAUAUAAAACAAAAGCUUCAUCUUUGAGAAUGCCAGAAAUGGAGGAAUCUCUUUAUUCGAAAAAAACCCAUCUUGCAAUGCUACUCUGUAUAGCACUACUUUUUCUCUCUCUACCCGCCGGAAAACCAGAUCUAUCCGGCGACAGAGAAGCUCUUUUAACCCUUCGUUCAGCCGUCGGCGGCCGUACUUAUUCAUGGAACUCUUCACUUUCAAGUCCCUGUAAAUGGUCUGGCGUUACCUGCGAGAACAACCGCGUUACCGCCCUUCGUCUCCCUGCAUUCUCUCUCGCCGGAAAAAUCCCAGACGGUACCUUCGGUAAUCUUACCCAGCUACGAACACUCAGUCUACGAUUCAAUGCUCUAUCAGGUUCUCUUCCGACUGAUCUCGCGGCCUGUACUGAGCUACGUAAUCUCUAUCUCCAGGACAACAGAUUUUCCGGCGAGUUGCCCGAUUCUCUGUUUGGUCUACACCGACUCAUCAGGCUAAACCUGGCUGGAAAUGAAAUUUCCGGCGAGAUUUCAUCUGGGUUUAAUAAUCUGACACGAUUGAGAACUCUUUACCUUGACCGUAACCAGUUUUCGGGUUCCAUUCCAGAUCUAAGUUUUCCUAAUAUUGGACAGUUUAAUGUUUCGUAUAAUCAACUUAAUGGGUCGAUUCCUGAAACCCUUAAAGCAAUGCCGGCGAAUGCAUUCACCGGAAAUUCCCUCUGCGGUAGCCCUCUUGAUUCUUGCCCCGGCGACAACGGUCCUUCUUCUCCGAUUAACAUCAAACCCAGUAACGUAAACAAGAAAAAGAACCUUCCCGGUGGCGCAAUUGCCGGAAUUGUAAUCGGUUCUGUAUUGGGUUUUCUGUUCAUUCUCCUAAUUUUAUGUAUCCUUUGCCGGAAAAAGAAGGGUAGAAAAUCAAGUUCGGUUGAAGUAGCUGCGAUUAAGCAUUUAGACAAUGAAAUCUCAGAGGAGAAACCUAUAGUCGGAGCAGAUAUCAACGGAAGAGGUAACAAUGGCUACUCUGUUUCCUCUACUGUUGCCCCAGCUGCAACAAUGACUCCCAAAUCUGAAACCGGCGGUGCGAAAAAACUCGUUUUCUUUGGUAAUUCAGCGAGAGUGUUCGAUUUAGAAGAUCUGCUUAGAGCUUCGGCUGAGGUUUUGGGAAAAGGAAUGUCGGGAACGACAUACAAGGCGGUUAUGGAGAUGGGUGUGGCUGUGGUGGUGAAAAGAUUGAAAGAUGUUAUUGUUUCAGAGAAAGAAUUUAAAGAGAAAAUUGAGCUCGUCGGAGCUAUGAUUCAUCAGAAUCUUGUUCCUUUAAAAGCUUAUUAUUUCAGUAGAGAUGAAAAGCUUCUUGUUUUUGAUUACAUGUCCAUGGGUAGCUUAUCUGCACUUCUCCAUGGAAACAGAGGAGGAGGAAGACCUCCGGUUAACUGGGAAACAAGAAUCAAAAUCGCGAUCGGAGCUGCCCGUGGUAUUGAAUACAUCCAUUCACAAUCCCCAACCGCUUCCCAUGGAAACAUUCGAGCGUCAAACAUCCUCCUAACAAAUACCCAUGAAGCUCAUAUAUCUGAUUUUGGGCUAAGCCAACUUGUUGGACCAUCUACUAACCCAUCUCGAGCUGCUGGCUAUCGCGCACCUGAAGUAACUGAUUCGCGAAAAGUAUCUCAAAAGGCAGAUGUUUACAGUUUCGGGGUCUUGUUACUUGAACUUCUCACGGGUAAAGCUCCAAUGCACGCUUUAAUGAACGAGGAAGGAGUUGAUUUGCCGAGAUGGGUGCAAUCGGUUGUAAGGGAGGAAUGGACUAACGAGGUAUUCGAUUUCGAGUUGUUGAGAUUUCAAAAUGUGGAAGAAGAGAUGGUUCAACUAUUGCAAAUGGGAAUUGAUUGUGCGGAUCAGUACCCCGAUAGACGACCUACGAUGGCGGAUGUUAGACGGAGGAUCGAGGCGAUGAGCCGAAAAGAAGAUUUGGAUAGCAAUAACAUAAAUGAAGAUGAAGAUUGAUUUUAGAAUUUGGUUGUUGUUUUUUCUAAUGUUGGUUAUUACUUAUUAUAAUGUUAUGUUGUUACUUAUGUUUGAAAUUAAAUUGUUUUAUGCCAAAUUUAUUUCCUUUUUUUGUACCAUUUGUUUUUUUUAAUGGAUGAUGAGGUUUAUGUAAUUAUAGCUUUGAAACUUUUACUUUA